Molecule: messenger RNA, 1176 nt
Organism: Diospyros lotus (date-plum)
Lineage: Eukaryota; Viridiplantae; Streptophyta; Magnoliopsida; Ericales; Ebenaceae
Product: protein DEHYDRATION-INDUCED 19 homolog 3
Exons: 5
Coding region: 246-908 (220 amino acids)
Source: RefSeq, a predicted model, not a curated record
AAACAGUCCCUUUCCUUUUCCGGGACUUUCACCUGCGAAGCUCUCUGUCCAUCUCACACCUCACCAUCCUCACCAUUCUCUCUCUCCCCCUCCCUACCCCUGUUGGCGUACCAUUUUCUAGGGUUUCUCAUCUCGCUCACGGAGAUCAAAGAUCCCAGCCCGCCAGCCGAUCUCUUCUAAACCCUAACCAAACCGAUCGAAAUAGCUUCGAUUCCCCACCCUCCAAUUCCCAGGUCGACCAAGCAAUGGACGCCGAUUCGUGGAGCGCUCGUCUCUCCUCUGCCUCUAAGCGUUACCAAUCCGCUCUCCAAUCGCGAUCUGGUUACAUGUUCCUGGGGUUUGAAGAGAUUGACGGAGACGAAGAUAUAAGAGAGGAGUAUCCCUGCCCAUUCUGUUCAGAGUACUUCGAUAUUGUUGGGUUGUGUUGUCAUAUUGAUGACGAGCAUCCUGUAGAGGCGAAGAAUGGGGUGUGCCCAGUUUGUGCAAUGAGGGUUGGUGUGGACAUGGUUGCACAUAUAACCUUGCAACAUGGAAAUAUUUUUAAGAUGCAACGCAAGAGGAAAUCCCGUAAAGGUGGAUCCCAUUCAACGCUUUCUUUGUUGAGAAGGGAACUACGAGAAGGAAAUCUGCAGUCCCUUUUUGGAGGGUCAUCCUUUAUAGUUUCUUCAAACAAUGCAGCGCCAGAUCCAUUGUUGUCAUCAUUCAUCUUGCCAAUGGCUGAUGAUUUUGGGAGUGUUCAGCUGCAUUCUUCAGAAACAGCUUCAGUCAAGAAAAGCACAAAUGAGAAUGUGCCAGAAAGGACUGUCCAAUCUGCUCCUUUAUCAGUCAAGGAUAAGAAGGAGAAGGCAAGCAGAUCCGAGUUCGUUCAAGGGCUGCUGCUGUCCACCAUUCUUGAUGGCAUUUCAUAAGGUUGCUGCUAUGGUUGUGGGUUUCCAAAUUUACAGCCAAGAGCUGAGUGGGCAGUGCUUGUUUGUAGCCAGUAUGUUAAAUGUAUUAAGCAAGUGAAGGAAUAAGUUGUAGUAAUAAGUUGUAAUUAUGUUGCCUAUGUGGAAUUGGGUAGAGUUAGGCGGAAACCAACUCAUGUAUUUUGUUCCAUUCUAAGUUCAUGCCUUAUUAAGAGAAAGAUGAAAAACGUAUCUCCCUUCAAUGCUAUAAUGCUGCGCAUUUAUUCCAUUA